AUGGGUCGUUUUCGAUUUUGCAGUCGAUCGUUAAACGUCGCCAUUGUCGCCCUUUUCUUGUUAUCUUUUCCUUUUAUGUGCUUCGGGAUUCGUUAUUUUCCUGCGAAUGGAGAGAUGGAGGUUCAUUCGGGAUCUGAUGUUCUGUUUGGAUACACUGAAGCGCCGGAAUACCGAAACGGCGUAGGCUGCUCACGCGAUAGCAUUCACGUCGCAAUGACGAUCGACUUGGAGUACUUACGUGGCUCAAUAGCCGCCGUACACUCCGUCCUCCGUCACGCUUCUUGUCCGGAAAACGUGUUUUUCCAUUUCAUCGCGGCGGAGUUCGACCCGGCGAGUCCAAGGGAUUUGACUCGACUUGUCAGAUCUACUUUCCCUUCGCUUAACUUCAAGGUGUAUAUCUUCCGUGAAGACACAGUCAUAAAUCUGAUCUCGUCAUCGAUCCGGAUCGCACUCGAGAACCCGUUGAACUACGCCCGAAACUAUCUCGGCGAUAUCCUCGACCCGUAUGUAGAUCGCGUCAUUUACCUCGAUUCCGACAUCGUUAUCGUCGACGACAUUCAGAAGCUCUGGAACAUCACCUUGCAAAAGAACAGGAUCAUCGGAGCACCGGAGUAUUGCCAUACAAACUUCACCAAGUACUUCACCGAUAGCUUCUGGUCCGACCCGAUGAUGUCCCGGGUAUUCGGGUCGAGAAAACCCUGUUACUUCAACACCGGCGUAAUGGUAAUGGACAUGGAAAAAUGGCGAAAAGGGAAUUACCGGAAAAGGAUCGAGAACUGGAUGGAACUCCAAAGAAAGAAACGAAUCUAUGAAUUGGGUUCUUUGCCGCCGUUCUUACUGGUGUUCGGCGGCAACAUUGAGCCGAUUCACCACCGGUGGAACCAACACGGCCUCGGCGGAGAUAAUGUGAAAGGUAGCUGCCGGUCGCUGCAUUCCGGUCCGGUGAGCCUGUUGCAUUGGAGUGGUAAAGGGAAACCGUGGGUGAGACUGGAUGAGAAGAGACCGUGUCCGUUGGAUCAUCUGUGGGAGCCGUACGAUCUUUACAAACGUAAUCAUCACCGUCAUCAAUCAGUCGUUGGAUCUUUCAAUUUCGUUGGGGUACAUCGUGAUUCAGAGAUUCUUUGA
Messenger RNA from Lactuca saligna, 1125 nucleotides. The record is from the annotation of a GenBank genome assembly. NCBI's taxonomy places the organism in Eukaryota, Viridiplantae, Streptophyta, Magnoliopsida, Asterales, Asteraceae.